This is a messenger RNA of Sphaeroforma arctica JP610, 347 nucleotides long. RefSeq lists its product as hypothetical. NCBI's taxonomy places the organism in Eukaryota, Ichthyosporea, Ichthyophonida. The transcript has 2 exons. The annotation marks the transcript as partial. The record is from RefSeq and is a predicted model, not a curated record.
AUUUCACCAUGUCGUUUAUGCUAAAUGCGUGGCGAACCCAGCCGGUCAUCUUCAUGUCGUUUGUCUUCACCGGCUUUGGUCUUCUCUCCUUCUACGCCGGCCCUAUUCGAUACAAAAAGGGUUACGAUUACACGCCCCCUCUGUCAUAUCCCGGUGAGUACUAUGUGUUCUGUUCAAUAGAUUUUGAUAUGUUCCAAACGAGUUUCUUCAAUUUGAGUGAUCGCUAUCAGAGUCCGCUAAAAUGUAUGCGAUAUUGGGACGAUAGAUUGGGUGUGCCGGUUCAGAUAGAAAUGUUGAUGGUGUAUGGUAAAUGCAUACAGGAGUCGUCCAAUGUUCGCUUUGCUUAA